Temnothorax curvispinosus is the source of this 2101-nucleotide messenger RNA. RefSeq lists its product as uncharacterized. The coding region runs from base 228 to 2021 and encodes 597 amino acids. The record is from RefSeq and is a predicted model, not a curated record. The transcript has 6 exons. NCBI's taxonomy places the organism in Eukaryota, Metazoa, Arthropoda, Insecta, Hymenoptera, Formicidae.
UCGCGCAUCAAAAACUAACGAGCAACGUAUGUUGAAUCGCAUGCUGAUGUGCACGAUUGCCAUAUGCUUUCUGCUGAUAUUUGUCGUCAUCGGUAUCAUACUUGUGUUAAUCUAUAAACCGAUUUACGUGUGGGAACUUGACAUACCUUAUUGAAGAUACCCGAAGAAUCUCUCCGCUCGACUCUACGCUUGUAACAGGAUUGAAAUAAAUUAUCAACCUCGACAAAAUGGUUAGAUCAGCGCAGCGAGGUGUCCUUCAUGUGCUUCUGGUACUCUCCGCUACGACUUUGACGAGAUGCGCGUUACUGGAGAUGUCCCGGAUGCUCUGGAACAAGACGGUGUCCGGAGGCUUGACGAAAAUAGGCAGACUGGACCCGUUGAGGGUGCCGUUGAUCAAAGUUGAUCAGUCCGAGGGCGACGCCAAUUACAGAGUGAUCCUGAAAAACUUGGAGGUCGUCGGGCUCAAUGGAUCGGUCCUGGAGAGUAUUCACAUCGCUCGUGGCGGACUGAGGUCCAACCUGAGUGAAACUCAGGCCGGAUACGUGAGUUACAGCGACCUGCGAGAUGUGGAUUCUAUCGGAUAUAGAUUCCACACUAUGAUGAGGGAACCCAGUAUACCCAAGGAGAGUUUUGAAGCCGUCGUUUCGCCCACGAAUCAAGCUGCUGACAUAAGGCCCUCUUCGCGAUAUCAAGAUGCUCGCUUCGACCGAUUGCAGCAGGAUCAACACGGCAGGACGUUCGAGCAAAGUCGGCAGUAUGAUGGACGAAUUCCUCUCCGUCCCGAUGUCACGUCUGAUGGUUUUUACAGAGGCAAUUUGAAAGCGUCGAACAAUUUUGAGACGAAUUCUGGGAAUAUCGAGAGUUUCAAGCGACCGGCUUACGUUCAGCCGAUUUAUGCGCAGAGAACGAGAGGUUUCCAAGGAUAUCGCGGAAAUUUGCAGAAUAGUGGAGACACGAUCGAUUGCGACGAUACAAAGGCCGCCCAAUUUAGAGGAAAUCAGGGCAACCAACGAUAUAUAGAUCGACAACGCGCCAAUGCUGGAUAUUACGGUGAACGAGUCGGGGAUGCUGAGGUUUCCGCGUCGGAAAUAGUCGAGACCAGAUUGAAAAAUCGGGAUGAUGUAAGACCGCCUGCGUUGUAUAACAGAGAACAGUCUCGGCACUCGGACCGAUCGGACGUUGCAUCUUCCGGCAAUGUUAAAUCGUCGAGAAACGGGAUGAGGGAGCGAUUGGGUUACAUCGACAUCGUCUACGCGGAUGAGAAAACCAACGGCAGCGUAAAGCGUUUCGGUAAUCUGGGUACCGAUGCCGGAGAGAAUCGGCGAGUAUACGGCAUCGAAGACGUCAUGAAGAACAUUCGGGAGAGCACGAAAUUCAUUAACUACAAUUUUACGGAGGGUGAAGCCCUAAGAAAGAGAAACGACAUGGUUAAAGCUGCGAUGGAAGCCAAAAGAUUGAAGGAUCUGACCAGAUAUGCGAAAACCUAUCAAGAGCAGCAAGGGUACUUCGAGGAAGGCAUGCAGCUGAUCUAUCAUUAUGGAAUAGACGCAAAAAAUGAUAGUAAUCUCAAUGAUACCAAAAGAACGAAACGAGCGCAUCCUGAGGAAACAUCCGAAGACGAUCUGAUGCAUGUGAUUUUGAGAAUACGCGUUCCGCUGCUUCGCGUGAAGUCUCAGUACACGCUUCUGGGAAAAGUGGGGAAGGAGAUGUUACACGGCAACGGUCUACUCGUCGGGAACUUCACCGAUGUAGUGGGCGACUUUACGCUGGAACUGAAGAAGAUCAACGAAGAAUUGGUGAUCGUCCGUGCUGCUAGAGCGAAGCUAUCCGCGAAGGAUGAGAAAAUCAGUCUUCAAGGUAUGGACGAGAAGGGACCGGUGCAGGCUGUUCUCAGUUAUGGUUUAACGGCUGCGGAGGCAGUCGCCGCGAUGCUCGCCGACGACUUCGCGACCAAGGGACUCAGCGAGAGAACGUCUGACGCGUUGAUCUACAGGAUGUAUAAGGAUUUGCCAGUCAAUUAAUCAGUCCGUUUUCGAGGCAAUCGAGAACUUUACAUCGUCUUUCCGCUCGUCAAUCAUGUUUUAUUUUAUGCAUAUUUAUU